Molecule: messenger RNA, 536 nt
Organism: Molossus molossus (Pallas's mastiff bat)
Lineage: Eukaryota; Metazoa; Chordata; Mammalia; Chiroptera; Molossidae
Product: MORN repeat-containing protein 2-like
Exons: 1
Coding region: 180-419 (79 amino acids)
Source: RefSeq, a predicted model, not a curated record
CCUCUAGCACCUCUCAGCCAACUGAAGAGGUGUAUAAGAUAAACUUUAUAUUUCCAAAUGGAGUCAAGUAUGAUGGUGAUUGUACAAGAACACCUUCUGGAAUCAUUGAGAGAAAUGGAGUAGGUAUUCAUACAACUCCUAAUGGGAUUGUCUAUACAGGAAGCUGGAAAGACGACAAGAUGAAUGGUUUUGGAAGACUUGAACAUGUUUCAGGAGCAGUGUAUGAAGGACAUUUUAAGGACAAUAUGUUUCAUGUACUUGGGACUUAUACAUUCCCAACAGGGGAAAAGUACAUUGGAAAUUUCAAUGAAAAUAGGGUGGAAGGUGAAGGGCAAUAUACUGAUAUCCAAGGACUAGAAUGGUGUGGUAACUUUCAUUUCACAGCUGCUCCAGACCUGAAACUAAAGCUCCACAUGUAGAUUUUUUACAUUAUAGUUGUAAUGUGGCAAUUGAAGUGUUUAAUUGUAAGGAAAACAAAUCUGUCAUAUAAAACAACUUCAUGCACUACUACCACUAUAUUAUAAUAUUGCCAAUAA